UCCGGUAACUCUGUAGACUUGGUAACUGUGGGGCAAGGAAGAAAUCCACAGUAACCUUUAUUUCCACAUGCCUUUCUGGGAGGGAGGGGGAGUUACAGUAGAGCAGUUCUUAGUGAAAUGGAGACCGGAGUUGUAAAACUACAGAUGCAGGCUGCAGGGGGUUAAGUCGGAGAGAAGGCGUUUCCUUUCUGGGAGGGAGGUUGGAGUUUCAGGAGGAGAGUUUGUGACGUGAAACAGAGAGAACGAAGCUGUAAAAGUUACAAAACGACUAAGGCUGACUGCAAGGGGGAUUGGUGGUUGGGGGAUUGGUGGUUGCUGGCUCAGGGGACAGAAGGAUCAAUCCAGCAGGGCACUAACACUGAGACUUUGAAGCCUCUGAGCUACUGAUGCUUUACACAGUUUAGGAUUGACAGCACUGACAGCCAAUGAGGAGAGACAGAGUUGUUAGGCAAAUAAAUCCGACCCCGACCUCAGAGCUGCCCAGAGGCAGAACCCCUUUACAGAGAAGUGAAAAAAAAAAAAAAAGCAGGAAGGUGCAAACAUUGAAGAACAGACCAGAAGAUAAGUGAAAAGAAUGCAUUAAUUAGUGACUGCAUAACAGAAGCAUCUACUUCUGAAGACAACAUGAAGAUAAGAAAAAGAAUUGACAUUCUCAACUGGCACAUUGGCAAAUAAGCCUCACUUUGAAUGCUUGGGGUUGCUGUAGGAUAGAUACAAAGAGCAGAACAUGGAAGUACAGCAGUUACAGGACGUCCUCUUCACAACAGCAGCUCCUGACAAUAACAAUAUUUCUUACAGGGAAAACCUCAUUGGAACACUGCUUGCCAUAUUUGGACAUUUUGUUGUCAGUAUUGCACUUAACCUACAGAAAUAUAGUCAUGUUCGACUGGCUGGUUUCAAAGAUUCUCGUUCCUACUUCAAGACAAAGACGUGGUGGUCUGGUCUCUUUUUGAUGAUAAUUGGAGAGAUUAUGGUGUUUUCAUCCUAUGCCUUUGCACCCCUCUCUCUUAUUGUGCCACUCAGUGCAGUCUCUCUCAUAGCCAGCUCACUCAUAGGUAUUAUAUUUAUUAAGGAGAAAUGGAAACCAAAGGAAUUCUUUAGACGUUAUAUUUUGUCCUUUGUAGGUUGUGGUUUAACUAUCAUUGGUAUCUACUUGUUGGUCACAUUUGGACCAAACAGUCAUGAGAAGAUGACCGGAGACGUUAUUGUCAAGCAUUUAGUUAGCUGGCCUUUUUUGGUCUACACGCUGGUGGAAAUUUUAGUUUUCUGUAGCUUAUUGUAUUUCUACAAACAGAAGAAUGCCAAUUACUUGAUUGUUAUCUUGCUGCUGGUAGCACUAUUAGACUCAACUACAGUGGUGGCUGUAAAGGCAGUAGCUGGUAUGAUUGUUGUUUCAAUACAGGGCACCAUGCAGUUAGGAUACCCCAUCUUCUACAUCAUGUUUGUGUGUAUGGUGGCUACAGCUAUAGCACAAGCAUCGUAUCUGAGCCAGGCAUCCCAGCUUUAUGAUUACGCUUUGAUUGCAAGUGUCAACUACAUCCUGUCCACUAGUAUAGCUAUUUGUGCAGGUGCAAUAUUUUAUGUGGACUUCCUUGGAGAAGAUGUGCUUCACUUGUGUAUGUUUUCUUUGGGAUGCCUUCUUGCCUUCCUGGGGGCCUUCCUUAUUACAAGAACUGGGAAGAAAAAGAAAACAUUUGAACCCUACGUUACAAUGAGUUCAUUGCCAGCAGGACUGCAAUCAAUGUAUGACAAUGGCAAUGCUGUUCAGCCAGAAUUUGGUUCUUUUUCCUAUGGAGCCUUGCAGAACAAUGACAUGUCAGAAAUGUACUCACCAGCUACCCUACCUGUUGUUAACGAAGAAGCAUCUCCUGCACCGCCUUACAAGACGCUGGAUCACAAUAAGACUGAAUAGGGGCAUAUGCUCCUGCUAGUAAUGACUUGACCGCAAGACUUUCCUGAGAUGCAGUCCCUAAAACAGAGUUACAGCUAACAUUUCUAAUUGCUACUGUUUCAAACGAAUUUAACCUGUAUUGGAAAGAAUGAGGACAGGAGCAGAAGAAUUACAGUUCAGCCACGUGUCAUUCUUUCUUCGGAAUAUACUCUGUUAAACCAGUCAUGAAAUAUAAGCCAGCCCUUAUACAAGAGAUGCAAAACUUUAUAGAGUUGGAUGGGUUGGCUCCUUGCAAGGUGACCAUUUGCACUAGACGUGGGAAUGAUUUCAUUUAUAGGCAAUGACUGCUGCUUCCUUCGGUUGCUUAAAGCACAUUACCGAUGAAACAAGACAGAAUGCCUAUAGUUAGUACUAACUUAUUUGUAUAGUCUAGAAAUGAUAUAGCCUUUGGAUCACAUACCUGUCCUCUGUCUUUACCAACACUGUAUAUUUGGUGAAUAUCUGCAGAACAAGUGGAGAAUUAACCGGAAGGAAACGUCUGACUGUGCUGCUGUUGGGUAUUCGCCAAAUAAGCCACCGAUUAAAGCCAGAGGCCGGCUUUAAGAACCUAUUAGUCUGAGGUCUCUAAACCAGGACUCCACUUCAAACCCAUUAACUCCGUUACCAAAGAGUAAACUAUUGUGUUGCAGUGUGAUAUGUUGCUGGCUAUUACCAUUUCAGUUUUCAGGACUGUAAAGCGUUUUGGUAAUGCUAUGUAAGAAGUGGAUGAAAACUUUGUCUUAAAUAGGCGUGGAAGGGAACAUUUGACAUUGUGCCUAAAUAAUUUCAGACUGUUAUUGAACUUGAAAAUACAGAUCUUUUGUGUUUCUAUCACUAA
Molecule: messenger RNA, 2768 nt
Organism: Xenopus laevis (African clawed frog)
Lineage: Eukaryota; Metazoa; Chordata; Amphibia; Anura; Pipidae
Gene: nipal3.L
Product: NIPA-like domain containing 3 L homeolog
Exons: 13
Coding region: 728-1912 (394 amino acids)
Biological process (GO): magnesium ion transmembrane transport; magnesium ion transport
Cellular component (GO): membrane
Molecular function (GO): magnesium ion transmembrane transporter activity
Source: RefSeq, a predicted model, not a curated record